This is a messenger RNA of Raphanus sativus (radish), 681 nucleotides long. RefSeq lists its product as uncharacterized. Gene Ontology annotation, biological process: mitotic cell cycle checkpoint signaling; double-strand break repair via homologous recombination; response to ionizing radiation. NCBI's taxonomy places the organism in Eukaryota, Viridiplantae, Streptophyta, Magnoliopsida, Brassicales, Brassicaceae. The record is from RefSeq and is a predicted model, not a curated record. Bases 195 to 617 code for a protein of 140 amino acids. The transcript is spliced from 2 exons. Gene Ontology annotation, cellular component: SOSS complex. Gene Ontology annotation, molecular function: DNA binding.
GGCUUUGCCCCUACCUAUUUAAAAAUAAAUACAUUGGCGCUCCCGACGACUGAUUUCUCUCCUCACUCACGCCUGAACCUUCGCCAUCUUCGUUACCGUCGCCUUCUCCACUCAUCGGUGUAUCGUCGAUUCCAAAGCAUCUCUCACUCUCUUCUCUCAACGAUUUACAGGAGAUUCUAGCUAUCUCCGACAAGAUGCACGUGUUUCUCAAGGACAUAGUUCCAGCAGCACAGAACAACAUAGACUCGCGUUUCAUCAUCCUCGACAAAGCAAGAUCACCCGCCUCGGCGGCGAGCGGAAGGAGCUGUAUCGCGUUGGCAGCGGAUGAAACGGCGUCGGUUCACAUACAGCUGUGGGGAGACGAGUGCGACGCCUUCGAGGCAGGGGACAUCGUGAAGCUCACAAAUGGUAUAUUCUCGUACGUGAGGAACAAUGGGCUCAUUCUCAGAGCUGGGAAACGUGGGAAGAUGGAGAAGAUGGGUGAGUUCACGGUUGCGUUCGUAGAAACGCCUAACGUUAGCGAGAUCCUGUGGAUUCCUGAUCCUGAGAAUCCCAAACGCUAUAUUAAGAACGCCGUCGUUUCAGCUCACUCCCGUAUUUUCCCUCCUCUGCCUUGAUUAUAGAUGAUUUGUAAACUACAGAUGAUUAAUAUGAUAAAUUUUGUUUUUUUUUGUGGCUCAA